Haliotis rubra (blacklip abalone) is the source of this 2192-nucleotide messenger RNA. RefSeq names its product translation initiation factor IF-2-like. The transcript has 2 exons. NCBI's taxonomy places the organism in Eukaryota, Metazoa, Mollusca, Gastropoda, Lepetellida, Haliotidae. Bases 401 to 1306 code for a protein of 301 amino acids. The record is from RefSeq and is a predicted model, not a curated record.
GAUGACGUUCUCCUGACCCCGUGAUGUUAAAGUGAGCAGCUGCCACUACCGUUACAAGCACACAAGCCUUUGGUGAGGGUUCCGAUGGGUCUGUUACCAAUACUUAUCGGUCUGCUCGCCAUACAGGUGACCUGGCUGGGAUUCAGUGAUGGAGCUGUCCCGUCUACGGUCAAAUACCAUCGACCCCAUGGCCCUGCCGCCGGGGUCCCAGCAAGUAGUGGUAUACCUCCAGUGAAACCACUACCCAGAAAUGUUGGACCUACAUCUACACCCGCCACUGCAAAAGCCCUAACUCCAGCGGCAUCGGUAACAGCGUCAGCUACAUCCUCGGCCAAAGCAAAGGGCUUCUGCUGCCAAGGAAGACCGUUAUCUUCACUCCUUAACGAAGAUUACGACAUUCAUGGUGAAACUGAAUUCGUUCUUGGAACUGACUAUCGGUUCCAUAACCAAGCAACUAACCGAUCUCACGAGCCAAAUGGCAGAAGUCCGUGGCAGCCUUGAAAAUUUGGUGAACAAUACCAACACACAGCCAUCUAUUCCAUCCAUUCCACCACCCGUACCUGUUCUACCUGUCUUAAAUCCGCCAACCACACCCAAGCCCACGCCUCCACCACCACCACCACCGCCAUCAGCCCCGCGACCUAAACCCAAACCUAUACAGGCUCUCAAACCCGCGCCACGCCCUGCCCCCAAACCGGCGCCACGCCCUGCCCCAAGACCUUCAAGGCCGACUCCUGUGAGACAACCCAUACAGCGUUACAUGCCAUCUUACCCUAUGCAGUUCAAACCUGCAGUGGUUCCAGCAGCUCGGAAACCGGCCAUUACUCAGCAACGACGUAUGGAUUACUACCAUGGGUCAGGCGAUAAAAGCUUACGGUGGCCAGGAAAUAAUGAAUUUCAUCCCUGGUGGAAGAAUUGGUGGAGCAACAACUUCCAAGGUUUCUACCCAGAAACUUCCGGGGAUACGUCAUCCGCAUCGUCAUUCGGAUCAAGGAGAUCACAGUUCGGGUCGACAAAUCAGUUUGGAUCACAGUUCGGUGGCCAGUCCUCUUUUGGAGAUACGUCACAGUUCGGCGCUAGGUCACAGUUUGGAAGUAUGCCUCAGUUUGGAGGGUCAAAAUUCAGCCCUACAUCUCAGUUUGGAAGUGUGCCUCAGUAUGGUGGGUCACAGUUCGGCAGUUUCGGCUCCUAUCCUGGUGGUACUGCUGCUGCUUGGAUGUCAGCAAACCGGAAGUCCAGGGAACCAGGUGAAACAGAAGGGAAGGGAAGGGGUUCCUCGGCGGGGUCUGCAGCCGAAUAUAGAUAGAUCCACACAGAGUAACUCGGCAAUCUUAUUAAAAUCUUAUCUUAACUCUGAACAUUUCGCUAAACUGAAAUGUGUGGACAUCCAAUAUUAAAGGUGAAGUCAGGACGACCUUUUAUGAAAUUUGACGGACGAAUGAAAUGACAAAGAAGAAGCCGAUAUUAAUCAAUCAGAAGGCAGCUUUCCAGAUCCAUGUGCCACCAGUUAUAGCUCUGGCGACGUCAGUUUCAGUCAACCAGAAAAUAGAUCUCGAAACAAAAUUGGAAAACUCAACCAAAGAAUAUUCUAGGAUGCACGGCGGAAUUGCACUUUUUUCGUUCAAAUGUACAUCACCCUGAAGCGAGAAACAGACGAUGACAUUUGGCGGAAUAAAUCUAUACUCCGGACCUGUCUUCGGAAUAACCAGUGUUAACCUUUUCGAGGUUGCACGAUUAAAAAACAUCGACUGUCACUCUGUGAUAAGCGACGCUCUGAUUGGUCUGAUCUUUGUUUAGUGGUAAUGAGAAGUAAGAUAAGAUUUUAAUGAAAACUGGGAUUCUCAGCCUUUUCCAUUGCGUGAUUGAAGAAGACAUGUUUCAAAAUUGUAACAAUUCACAUUGUCUAUCACUGUAUUCAUCCUGAUAGUCAAAGUAUCGGACAACAAGUAAAUCUUACGCAAAAGAAGGCGUAAAUCCCUAUUUAUUCCAUCCUCCAGUGGGAAAUAUCUUGUUGCGAGUCAACUCUUGACAGUACACGUGUCCAAUCCAUGUGUAGUUUUGACAUAAAGAUAACUCUCUGACUCACAACACACGGAAUGCGUUUCACUCCAUCAGAUAGUCACCUUAUAAUCAUGCACCAGGAGUGAUAUCAUACAUAGUAUAUAUAAGACAAUAAAACGUUGAAAUUAUCA